AUGAGCAUACUUAUAGCAGACAACUUGAACAUUUACAUAUUCAACAAAKUCUGUUUARGCAAAGGAGGCUUCGAACUGCAGCGCUGUCUAUUUGAUUUCUAUUCGGAUUUAUUAUACCUAUUGGUAUUGACUUCGAAGAAUAUCAUGUGGGUCAGUCGGCUGCCCUCGCUGGCCGAUAAUAUACGGGAGAACAUUCAAAUGCCGGUGCCCGAGAAGUUUGUGGUGCAGCAGACGGCGCUGGUGACACGCAUGUUCCUGCCGCUCACCCUGAAGAUGGAGGUCAAGGAGGAGUACACCAAUGCGGAUCUGUUCAAGCGCGAGAAGGUGCUGCAGAUGAUACAGGACUUCUCGGCGAAGGUGACGGCGCUGAUUGACUACGACAUUUCCGUGACGGGCAAGACGCAGGGCAUUUUCAAGAAGUUCUGCUUCCACUACAAGUGGCUGGAYACCGUCACGGAGGAGGCGCACAAGCUGUGCGAGCUGGAGAGGGCCUCCUUGAUGCUCGCCAUCGAGGAUCAGUCGCGCAUCCGGGACUGGAUUYUGAAGCUGGUGACUCGCGACGCUGUCAACAUUAACUAUAAGGUCCGAUCGAUAUUCGCAGAUGCCAACUUUGAGAGCUUCUCUUUGCCGCGAAAAACGAACAUGGUGGAGUUUGAUAAAUAUCGUUUCUAUGACCUGGAGGAUCACAUACGACUCUCUGCCAUUUCCAUGGAUGAGAUCGAGGACGAGGUCAGCCAGAUAGAGCAAGGCUCCGGCGAAGAUACCGAGGGCGCCAAAGCGCCGGUGCACGAACUGAAGCCYUAUGUGGUGGARGGCCACAGCGUCUACGAGCACAUCAUGGCGCCGCAAUUUCGAUUGCAGGAUAUUCAAACGAUCACCUCGAAUCAGCUGUAUAAUGACAAUACCAAAUACCGCUAUUACCUGGUGGAUCCCAUGAAGGUGGAGUUCAACAAGCACUUCCACGAGGCACAGCAGCUGAAGAAGGAAACGAUUGACAACGUGCUGAACACGAAUAACGUGCUGAUCAAGAUCUACGACAAUAUGAACUGCAUGCUGAGGCUUUUGUACAUGGACGCGUUUAUUCCGCCGGAGCUGACCGUGCCGAAGCUGGCCAAGGACGAGAUCAUCAAGUGCAUCAUGGAGGUGGAUGACUGCGAGAUCAAGGCGAUCAAUCGGCGCAGAAAGAAGACCAUUGACAUGGGYGGCAAGCGGGGCCGGCUGCUGCUGUGGUCCGUGGAAUUCUGGGCCCGAGCUCUGAUCGUGAUGAUGGAUGGCGUCAUCGAGAAACUGUGGGAGGAGGAGAUCAAGAAGGAUAUACCGGUGCCAGAGUUCACGCUCAAGAAACAGCCGCACGAGUACACGCUGGAGGAUCAGAAGAUCUAUCGWGCCUACGAGGAGGCCGUCAAUCUGCUGCAGGAGGAUCGUCGCAAAUACCUGCGCAUUCUCAAUGAGAACGAAGCCAAAACGCUGCAGCUGAAGACGAAGCAAAUCCUCAAGCUGAACCARCGCAUCGCCGAGCUGAUGCUGGUCAAGCUCAAGUUCAACUUUGCCCAGAAGCAGUGCCGCACUCGCUUGCUCAACCAGUUGAAAAUCCACAGCACACGCGCGGAGCUGCGCCAACAAAUCAUCGGCCUCCGAGCGGACAUUGACAAGCUGACUGAGUACAUCAAGCGCUACACCAACUUGCAGGAGUUCUGGGAGCGGGCCACGCAGGAUGUGCGCGCACGCCUCGAGGCGCAGCAGACGCGAGAUCGCGCCCUGGAGCGACAAUUCCGCAGCAGUUACCUGAACACUGUGCCGCAUGCCGCCCACGAGAUGACCAAGCUCUUCAAGAAGCGGCCCAAGCUGUCCAACAAACUGUUCAACUCAUCGCUCAUCUGCAGUGAAGUGGCCCAGAAGCUGGGGCCCAAGCAGCCGAAUCGUAUGACAUUCCCGAUGCCCAAAGAGAUCUCCGACUUCCUAGCCUACAUCGCCGACAAUGAUGCGCCCAAGAACUGCCCCUCCUCGGUGGACGCCAAGGCCUGGGACGCCUUUGUGAAGCUGCGUCGCCAGAAGAUCGAAAGCGAGCUGCGCCUGAAGGGCCUCGGCCAUCAGGUGGUGGAUAGCCAGAACUAUAACAACAACCUCACCAAGGACAUCAUCGGCCUGAAGGAGACGAAGGCGCUCACCCAAAAGGAAAUGGAGGACACCAUACAGAGCUAUCUGGAGGCCUUGAGGAAUAUGCCGCUGCAGUUGACCUUGACGCUGGGCCAAGUGGAGGUGCAGGUGGGGGGCUCCGUUAAGUCGUUGGCGAACAGCGUGCUGAUGCACGUGGACGACAUCAAUGACGUGAAUCGCAUGAUAAGGGACGCUGGCAAUAAGAAGAUAAAGUCCAUGCAGCGCGUGGCGAUCUUCCGGCGUCAGGUGAUCUACAAGGAAUGGGAGCACAAGCUCUACAAGGCGAACAUAUCCUAUCUGAAGUACAUGCUGGAUGCCAUCGAGAAGUGCAAGAUAACCAUCGAGUUCCUCAACAUUCUGCGCAACUGGGAGAAGAUGAAGGCCGAUCGACAGAAAAUGAUGACAGCCGGCGCCAUCGAGCGYAUCAUAGAGCAGAAAAUCGCMAUAUUCCGAAAGCAGAUUGAUCGCGUCAAUAUCAAAAUCGAUGAGGUGAAGCAGAAGACUCUGGACAUGAAGCGACAAAAUCAUCUGAUUGACUCAAAAAUCGAUCGACUCAAAGUCGAUGUGGCUCUGCARUCCUCCAUGCGCGACACUAUGAUGGAAGAGCGUCGCGAUCGCGAGCAGAACGAACGGUAA
Messenger RNA from Drosophila arizonae, 2793 nucleotides. RefSeq lists its product as uncharacterized. Gene Ontology annotation, biological process: cilium assembly. Gene Ontology annotation, cellular component: axoneme. The record is from RefSeq and is a predicted model, not a curated record. Lineage: Eukaryota; Metazoa; Arthropoda; Insecta; Diptera; Drosophilidae.